AUGGCAGACACAGAUGUUGCAACUCCCGCCGACAAGAAGGCCCCCCCCAAGUUCAAGCAGAGGGCCGCUCGCACCUUCAAGAGCAAGGCCCCUAAGCCAGGCCAGAAGGGAUUCGGAGACGAUAUCCCCGGCAUGGAGGGUCUCGGCACAGACAUCACCGUGGUUUGCCCAUGGGAAGCCUUUGGCGACAUGGAGCUCAGCGACCUGGCAAAAUACGGAAUCGUGUAG
Pleuronectes platessa (European plaice) is the source of this 228-nucleotide messenger RNA. Its product is annotated as retinal cone rhodopsin-sensitive cGMP 3',5'-cyclic phosphodiesterase subunit gamma-like. NCBI's taxonomy places the organism in Eukaryota, Metazoa, Chordata, Actinopteri, Pleuronectiformes, Pleuronectidae. The transcript has 2 exons. The record is from RefSeq and is a predicted model, not a curated record. Gene Ontology annotation, cellular component: photoreceptor outer segment membrane. Gene Ontology annotation, molecular function: 3',5'-cyclic-nucleotide phosphodiesterase activity; cGMP binding. The coding region runs from base 1 to 228 and encodes 75 amino acids. Gene Ontology annotation, biological process: positive regulation of epidermal growth factor receptor signaling pathway; visual perception; positive regulation of G protein-coupled receptor signaling pathway.